Molecule: messenger RNA, 665 nt
Organism: Owenia fusiformis
Lineage: Eukaryota; Metazoa; Annelida; Polychaeta; Sabellida; Oweniidae
Source: the annotation of a GenBank genome assembly
GGGGUGUUCCAGCUGUUAUUGUAGCCAUAUCAUUAGGUCUUGAUUUCACUGACAUAGACCCUGAUUUCAAACCAAUGUAUGGUGAGGGGAUCUGCUGGAUAUCUCAACGGUACCCUCUACUUCUAUUCUUCACCUUACCUAUUGCUAUUACCAUCUUACUCAACAUUGGAUUCUUCAUUCCAACAGCCAUCAUUCUUUGGAAAUCAAUGAACCAACGGACAAAGAGAUUAAACAGGCCCACAGAAUAUCCAUUUGCUAUAUACGCCAAGUUAUUCUGUCUACUAGGCUUCACAUGGAUCUUGGCAUUCAUUGCACCAUAUAACAUAGCUUUAUGGUAUAUAUUCAUCAUUCUAAAUGCAAGUCAGGGAGUGUAUAUAUUCCUUGCUUUUGUUUUGAAGAAACAGGUUUGGGAUGAUUUCAAUCUCUCAGCAAAGUCUAACAAAUCACAGGGUACAACUGCAACUAACCUUUCUUCAAAAGCAAUCACUUCUCAGCACAAUAACCCAACAAACCAAACAGAAGGUCCAAUUUCAACAGAUAGUGAUAACGAUAAAAAAGAUUCUGUUGCGAAUAAUAUGGAAGAAACAAAUGUGGAUUCUGUAAGGAUAAACUUGAGCAGGGAAUUGAAAAUUGAUAUGAGUAUGAAAGAGAACACGAAAACGGAA